AUGACAGCCACAGCCCCCAAGCUAGACAUCACCCACGCAUAUCGGCACCUUUACCGGGGCCUCCUCCGAGCGGUGCAGUACUCGGCGCCGGCGCGGUACGUGGUGCGGGACCAGCUCCGGGCGGCGUUCCGGGAGCGAGAUGCGGCUCUGGACAGAGAAGGAGUCAAGAGGACGGUAUGGUUCCUGGAGGCAGCGGCUAAGGAGAGGGGGCUGGAGCACAAGAUUUUGAAGAAUCUGAUUCGGGUGCGGCUGGAUCGGUCGUGGGGGUUGAGGACCUGGAAGAGAGCUCUGAACGAGACAAAACAAAAAAAGCUGCAGCAGGAUGCGAUGCAGCACUACAAUAUGACGAUUGCAAUGCUGAACAAGAGCAUGGGGCUCUGUCUCCGAUGA
This is a messenger RNA of Trichoderma harzianum CBS 226.95, 390 nucleotides long. RefSeq lists its product as hypothetical. NCBI's taxonomy places the organism in Eukaryota, Fungi, Ascomycota, Sordariomycetes, Hypocreales, Hypocreaceae. The record is from RefSeq and is a predicted model, not a curated record. The transcript is spliced from 2 exons. Bases 1 to 390 code for a protein of 129 amino acids.